Molecule: messenger RNA, 3065 nt
Organism: Cuscuta epithymum
Lineage: Eukaryota; Viridiplantae; Streptophyta; Magnoliopsida; Solanales; Convolvulaceae
Source: the annotation of a GenBank genome assembly
CUUUUAAGUUCCAAAAAUAAGACUAAAUAAUACUUAAGGGACUGUUACACCCUUACUAAGCCCAAACCCACUGGCCUGCUACAGUAACCCGUCACAGUGACCAAAUGUGCAGUGACCAAUGUUAUAGUUACCAAUGACAUAGUUACAAAAUUCAUCCUGUGACAUAGUUACAAAAUUCAUCCAGUGACAGUGACCAAUGUCACAGUGACCAGUGACAUAGUUACAAAGUUCGUCACCCCUAAUCCACCAGUGAGUCAGUGACCAGUAAUCAAAUGCCGCCGCUAAUGACCAUUUCCCCGUUACCGCCGCCAGAGACGAGUACCCCGCUGCCCCCGUCAGUGACCAGUUGCUACCCCCGCCACCAGUGACCAGUCCCCCUCCACCGCUAGUGAACAGUACCUACCUCAGCCACCAGUGACCAGUCCCCCUCCGCCGUCAGUGACCAGUACAUACCCCCGCCACCAGUGACCAGUACCUAUCCCCGCCAGUGACCGGCCCUUUGCCCCACCCGUGACCUAUUUGCGCUGACACCAGAGAGCGGUCCACGACGCCGCAAGUGACCAGUAGGGUCAGUGACAAGUCCACGCCGCCGUCAGGGACCAGUCCUCCACCGCCGCUAGUGACCCAUCUCUACUACCACCAGUGACCAAUCUCGUGCCGCUAUUAGUGACCGGUCCCGCCACCGGCCAACACCGUCGGACACCACCGCCGACUAUCACUACUCCAUCAGUCACAACCCCAUCCUUGCCCCUCUCCUGUGGCCUGCGUCACACAGCCCCCUAGCCCCCCACUAUCCUCGGCCCCUGCCCAACCCCUCCCCAGCCUCAGCUUAAGCCCUACUCCCAAUCUAGUCCCAGCUCAAGCCCUGGCCCAGAUCCACUCCCUCCCCGCCCCCCCUCCCAAGACCUAGCCUUAGCAGUCAGCACGAUGACUAAUCUGCAACCAUCUUUGAUGCUCGCACCAUCUCGAUCUGUUUCCGAAAUCGGCGAAGAAGAGAUCAAGCCCUGUUGUCGUUCCCAUCCUUAUUGCCGUCGUCAUCAAUUGCCUGUCAUCAAUCGUUCAAGGCGGAGAAGACGAACGAUGGCGACCUCGGAGUGGGGCAAGCAGAGGCGAAAGAUAAAUGAGAAGGAGGAAUUGAAGUUCGUAGAGAUGAAGUGUUGCUGCGGUGGCUGGGCGGUGGUGGAGGAGGACAAAUCUGAGAAGGAUCGGUCGAUGGUACUGCUUGCGGAUGGAGGAGAACUGAGGAUGCGGCUGGAGGAGAACGAAGGGUUAGAUUCUUCAUUUGAGGGCAUUUGAGUCCAUCAAUUAAAAUUUGGUCUCUUUUUUGUCUUAUUUUAAAACAAUUCAUAUAUUUGUCAAUUGCAAUUCUAUUAGUAAUAAUCAGGUCAUUCUUUCAUUCAUUUAGUCUUCCCAAUCUUAAUCCCAAUCAACGACUCCCACAAAUUUCUCCCAUCUAGCGCAAGAUCUCCUCAACCCCGCAAAGUGGCAAACCGGUAUCUUCCACGGCUACGGCGGUGUAGGUCUCUUCGAAGGUAGUGGAGGUGGAUCUAUUCGAUUGCGGCAAUUGCCUUGAGGGGUCUUCGAUUUCUGCGGUGGCGGCAACACCUUCUCUCUAGCGCCAAGGGUUCUUCCAUGGCUACAACGGUGCAGAUCUCAACGGUUUCUUAUUACUCGGGAAUCGUAAGCCACAAGUUCUUCAAGACAAAGUUUACUUCUUCGCCGUCAUCUUUUUCUUCUUUGUUCAUAUGUAAAUCAGUCACUAUUUGGACUGUCUUCAUCAAGAUUUGAAGGUCGGUGUUUAAGCCUCUCUGUUUUAGUGACACUAUAGCCGAUGGUGUUGUCACUACGGUUGGUUCACUUGUAUCCGAUUGUUGGUAACUACGGACAUAGGUGUAGCUGUGGAGUCACUAUAUGACAGGAGAAGUAAAGUCACUAAAACACUGUGAUACAGUGACACAGAGGAUAUGCGUCCAGCGGUAAGGUCACUGGUGGCGCAAAAGGCUAUAGAAUCACAGCGCACAUAGGGAUGUGAGUCACUAAACCCCGGAUAUCGAAGUGAGUCACUGAACCCCAGAGAUUGAAAUGAGUCACUGAACCCCGGAGAUCGAAAUGAGUCACCGAGCACUAGGGUAACGUGAUUACUAAAGCUUCAGUGACUACAAUCAGUGACUAAGAAAAUGAUGGUGGUAACUUUUGGCGACGUUCACCGAUGAGAUUGUGAUCUUGUAGAGUUGUAGUGACUGAUUUAUAAAUUUAAUGCAGUGACUAAUUUAAUUACCGUAGAAUGAUAAAAACAAUUCACUAGUGACUACACAUUCAACACCCUCGUACUACUCGUAAUACACCGACAAUCAGGCCGGCGGAGAUGAAAAAAAUUCAUUGUUGAUCGCACUGCAAUAAUUUCAAUUUCCAUUCUUUUGCAGAUUCACGAUUAAGAACAAAAAGAUAUUAUUUUUUCAUCUCAAAUCCAACAUUAGUGACACUAAAACAUUCUUUCAUUCCCUAUAUGGUUAUCACUUAUCAGUAACUUUGUCCUUCUCUCACCUUGUAACUGGACCUUCUUCCCCUUCCUCAAAUAUCUUUUCUGUGAGUUGCCAUAUGUUUUGGUAUCUAGUGAAUGAAAACAAGGCUUCAAAAUAACGGAAAUGCUCCUUAUUUCUAUCUUUCAGUUACACUGCAUUAAUGAUCCCAUUUUUCCGCAUGGAGAUGGUUGUUAACAUAUAUCGUAGCAUGGCAGUUUUCAUGUUUUAAAUGCACGUGGAUAGAAUAGUGGUCAUAUUAUUGGGAAAAAAGGUUUUUAGGCACUUUUUUGUCUUGUAGUCUCCAUUUAGUAAUAUUGAUAAAAAAAGGCCUAAAUCCUACUCUCUACUCAUCUCCAUUCUCCAAUUCUCCAUAUUCAUCUUCUCUAAUUCUCUUAUUCUCCUUUAUAUUUUAUUUUACUAUUUAAUACUUAUACAAUUAUUAUAUCUACUUAUAUAUUAAUUAUCUACUUAUAUAUAUUAUUAUCUACAUAUACUAUAUUGCUUAUAUUUCUUAUCUACUUAAUUUCUACUUAUAUCUCUUAA